Messenger RNA from Symsagittifera roscoffensis, 1091 nucleotides. RefSeq names its product 40-kDa huntingtin-associated protein-like. Gene Ontology annotation, cellular component: early endosome. NCBI's taxonomy places the organism in Eukaryota, Metazoa, Xenacoelomorpha, Acoela, Convolutidae. Gene Ontology annotation, biological process: vesicle cytoskeletal trafficking. The transcript has 6 exons. The record is from RefSeq and is a predicted model, not a curated record. Bases 42 to 953 code for a protein of 303 amino acids. Gene Ontology annotation, molecular function: protein binding.
CAUAUAUUUCAGAUUAUCAUUUCGUCACACUAAGAUAAAACAUGGAAACCGCGGACGAGUUUUGGAGAAUGUACGAGCAACUAUCUCUUCGUCUGAAAAAGAAGUAUCUGAAGAAAACACACUUCUCUGAUUCCCUCGAUCAUUUCACAAAACUAGCCAAGCAUUUGGACGAGGAGAGGUGCCCACAGUAUGCUGCCUUUUGCUCAUUGGCCGUCGCGAAGUGUGAGCAGUCGAUGGGCAAUGGACUUCAGGAGGCCAAGGCAUACACAGAUGCGGCAGAGUACUUCAUGCGGGCCCAUCUUGACAGCGGGGAGCUGAACUACGAGGAACAUCUAUCAGCUGCACUCCAGGCAUACUCGGCUGCUGUCAAGAUCUACAUUGAGCAAGGUCAGACGUCGGCUGCUGGAGUCCUGCUGCUGAAGAUUGGCAACAAACUCACUUGGGCCAAAAAGCCAGAUGAGGCAGUCAUCUUCUUCCAGCGUGGCAAUGAGAUCAACCAGAGCUUCCCGUCUGCCUUCAUGACAGGCAUGGAGGGUCUGAUUCUGUGUCUGGUGCUCUCCAAGGACCAUCUGGAAGCCCUCAACACCCUCAUUGCCUACAUGCACUACCUACACUCUAGAACAGAUACCACCUUGGAGCCCUAUAGGUCAACUCUAGGGCGAUGCAAACUGCAACUUGUCCUGCUCUCAAUUGUGACACAAGAUGCUCUCACUAAAAUGUACGAGCCCCAGCAGAAAUUAUGGGACGUUUUUGAAGCUGUACAUUUCACAAACCCAAUCGCAGAAUUGAACGCUGAAAUUUUCUUCACAAUUCAGUCUAUAAUGUUGGCAGUGAAAUACAGAGAGGUGAACUCGUUUCAGGUCGCAAUCAACUCUUGUUAUGCUUAUUGGAACAGCUUAGAAAGAACUCUACUGCAAGAAAUAUCAGAGUCACUUUACUGCAAGUCAAACUGAUUGCUGAGUGUUUAGAAAAUAUUUAUGAAAUUUGAAAUUUGUAGGAAUUACAAAAUCCAUUAUGAAAAAGUUUUCGAUGGAAGCUCGAAAACAGCGAAAAUAGUCGCGGAGAGUUAGGGUGGUUAUUCAAUUAUAAAU